Molecule: messenger RNA, 1069 nt
Organism: Monodelphis domestica (gray short-tailed opossum)
Lineage: Eukaryota; Metazoa; Chordata; Mammalia; Didelphimorphia; Didelphidae
Gene: GABARAP
Product: GABA type A receptor-associated protein
Source: RefSeq, a predicted model, not a curated record
GGCCGGGGGAAGGGGGGCGGAGUUGGUGAAUAGGGAAGUGGCGCAGGUCGCAGAGAUCGCUCCGCCGAGUGAGCUCACCCGCCCGGCCGUCCGUCUCCGUCGCCGCCGCCCCCCGCCCCGGCCCCGUCCGCCCCCCCCCUCCCCCGCUCCCCUCAGCCCAGCCUGGCCCGGUCCCUGGGAGGAUGAAGUUCGUUUACAAGGAGGAGCACCCGUUCGAGAAGCGCCGCUCUGAAGGCGAGAAGAUCCGCAAGAAGUAUCCCGACCGGGUCCCGGUGAUUGUGGAGAAGGCUCCUAAGGCCCGGAUAGGUGACCUGGACAAGAAGAAAUACCUGGUGCCUUCUGAUCUCACAGUCGGUCAGUUCUACUUCUUGAUCCGGAAGCGAAUUCACCUCCGAGCUGAGGACGCCCUAUUUUUCUUUGUCAACAAUGUCAUUCCACCCACCAGUGCCACCAUGGGUCAGCUUUACCAGGAACAUCAUGAAGAAGACUUCUUUCUGUACAUUGCCUACAGCGACGAAAGUGUCUAUGGUCUGUGAAGCUGCCUGCCACCCCUGGGGGGGGGGGCCCUUCUCUAACAAGAGUAAGGGUUCCCCCGUCUCUUCCUCUCAUCCCCAACCUGCCCUAUGCUCCUCAGUUCCUUUCCCCUUCUGGAAGACAAAACACCAUCCUCCCUUGUCAGGACCUGCAAUUUGCAAUGUUUAAGACUCUCUUUGCCUCAGCCCAUUCUGGCUGGGGUUGGGGAGGGCAAGGGUAGAGGAGACUUCUCCCCCAAUGUCUUUAUUUUCUUUUUUUUCCCUUGGACCCAAACUUUUUUUCUGUUCCUUCCCCACUUCAACCCCAACUGCCCCUCCCCAUCUCUCCUUGGUUGUCAAUUCUUUUUCUUUUUGUCUCACUCACUAAUUGUUUUGGUUUCUGUUCCUUCCCAGACUCCCCCAGGAACUUGGGUUCCUACAAUUCCUCCCCUCUCCUCCACCCCCUUCAUCUUCCCUCCCAGGGGUGUGGGGUAGGGGUGGAGGGGUUAGGAGUGGGCUAGGGGUGGAGAAGAUCAAUAAAGAAACCACCAACUUAA